Messenger RNA from Dracunculus medinensis (Guinea worm), 1635 nucleotides. The record is from the annotation of a GenBank genome assembly. Lineage: Eukaryota; Metazoa; Nematoda; Chromadorea; Rhabditida; Dracunculidae.
AUGAAAAUAAUCGGCAAUUUCAGUAGUGAACUUUAUAAAAAAUUUUUAGAAACAAGUUUACCAAUUGCAAAUGGCAACUUUACGAGUAGUAAUGAUGGAAGUGGAAAGGUAAAACAAAAAACGGUGAAUACAAGUAGCAGUAAUUCAUCAUCAAGUAUAAAUUCAGCUGAAGUAAUAUAUAGCGCAUCGUCAUCAGUUGGUCAACAGCAGAUACCUCUUACGACGACAGCCCAUUUACCAUCAACAUCAUCAGUUCGUAUGGAUGCAUCACAGAAUUCCCAUGGCAGAGCAAGUGCUAGAUCUAGUUAUCCAUCACCACAGAAUUAUAUCCAUCUUCAUUUAAAUGCAAUUCAGCCACAGCAAUUGCCAACAGCUUCGGCACAACAACAACAGCUUGCAGGUGUGCCACAAAAAGUGCCAACAGGAGCAACGUUAUCUCAUCCUCAGCAACAGCAGCAACACAUUAAUGCUGGUUUGCCCCCACAACAAGUACCAUCGCAAAUACAUCAGCAAAUAUCCGGCAUGCAAUCGGUUCAGCAACAGCCAGGCUAUCCGCCUGGAAUGUAUCAAGGAUACUGGCAAUCUCAACAAGCAACACGAUGCAUGCAACCAGGAGGAAAUCCACCUACACAUUCAAUGCAUUAUUAUCAGCCACAAGUUGCUCAACCAGCUUUUGGUGGUUUUAAUAUGAAUGUUGGUCGAGUGAUGCAUUCAAGUGGUAAAAUGUCAUCACAAAUGCAACAAAUGGAUUUGCAACAGAGAAUGCCAAAUGGUCCUGGUGUACACAUGGAAUGGCAGGCAAAAAUGAUACAACAGCAAAAAGAUGCACAACUACAACAACAGCAACAACAAAAUGCAUGCCAAUCUUCAACAGCUUCAAAUGUUCCUGCUAGCCAUACAACAGGAGCACAGACAGCACCAAGUCCAAGCGGUGCAUCAUCUGUAAUCGAUGAGUCUUUAGAUGAAUCAAAAUCGCCAAUAUCAUGGCCAAGAACACCAGCUCAACAUAGUCAAGGACAACGUACACCAGUUGGUUCAGUUCGUUCGUCGACACCAGCAAUGAAUAUGAAUAAAUCUAAGGAAUCUAUAAUUGAUAAACUUGUUGGUCCAGUAACAGUAACAAAUCCUGAAUCUUUUAUGCCAACGAGAAGAAGUUUCUUUGAGAAGCUUGUUAUGUUUCUCGAUUCUCAGAAAAUGCAUUCAAUGCAUGUACAAAAAAAUGCUAAAAAAGUACUUUAUUUGCAGAAUGAACCGAUAACUCAAGUGCCACAAGUAUCGAAACAACCAAUUGAUCUGCAUCGGCUUUAUUUAGCUGUUAGACAAAGAGGUGGAUUUGAGCAGGUGACACGCGAUAAAACUUGGAAAUUAAUAUGCUCGGAAGCGAAUCCAGAAAUGUCAGAAUCAUCAGCUGCUGGUUAUCAGUUGCGAAGACAUUAUCAGCGAUACUUACUUGCACUUGAAUGCUUAGAAACUGGUAGAAAUGCGAAUGAUGCUGUUGCAUUUGCUGAAAAGUUGAAAAAGAAAAAGCGUUGCGAGAAAGAUUCAUUACCGCAGCAAUAUCCCGGACCAGUCGCAUUUCUGGGCUCUCGUUCAUCUGUAGUGCCACCACAAAUGAAAAGUUCUAACAACUGGUAG